This is a messenger RNA of Arvicanthis niloticus (Nile rat), 1127 nucleotides long. RefSeq names its product coiled-coil-helix-coiled-coil-helix domain containing 6 (gene Chchd6). Gene Ontology annotation, cellular component: mitochondrion; MICOS complex. Gene Ontology annotation, biological process: DNA damage response; cristae formation. The record is from RefSeq and is a predicted model, not a curated record. NCBI's taxonomy places the organism in Eukaryota, Metazoa, Chordata, Mammalia, Rodentia, Muridae.
GUGUUGCUGGACUGUGUCUCGAGUGACGAGCGUAGGCCGCUGAGCAGCGUCGUCCUGGUUGCUGUGGAGCCGGCUCGCGUGGCCGCACGCCCUGCCCGCCUCCUGUCAUGGGCAGCGCCGAGAGCGCCGACGCCCGAAGGGUGUCUUUCGAGAUGGAUGAGGAGGAGCGGGUCCGGGUGCUGCAGGGCAUCCGGCUGUCUGAAAGUGUUGUGAACCGCAUGAAGGAUUGCAGCCAGCCUUCAGCAGGGGAGCAAUCGGCUCCUGGUCUUGGUCCUGCACCCUCCUCUCCUGUGCCCAUUGUUCCUGAACCAACCAUCCCUGUGUCUACUGCCCCUACACCUACCACUUCUGUGCCUACUACUCUUUCACCCUCUGUAUGUGGUCCCCCAGAAGGCACUUAUAAAGCUCCGCAGACAGACUUUAAAGUGUUCAGUGCAGAGAGUGGUGGUGGUGGUCUGCAGUCCUCAGCAGUGAAGGAGGAUCUCAGGAAGUUCCAACAGCAGCAGGCAGCAGUCCAGGAUGAGCUGGUGAAGGUAGCAAAAAAGGAGAAAGAGGCAGUUGAGAAGCAUUUGAAGGCAUCCCUGCCCAAGAAGAAGGCCAGCCCCACCCAUGAGCAGCAGCAGUCAGCUCGACUAGCCAGGGAACUGGAGAACAGAGAGGCCGAGCUCAGCCGCCGUGACACCUUCUACAAGGAGCAGCAGGGGCGCAUCCAGGAGAAGAAUGCUGAGCUGUAUAAACUGUCUUCCCAACAAUUCCAUGAGGCGGCUUCCAAAGCAGAGAGCACAAUAAAGCCCCGCAGAGUGGAGCCUGUGUGCUCUGGCCUACAAGCCCAGAUUCUCCGCUGCUACCGUGACCAUCUGCAUGAGGUGCUUCUGUGCUCAGACCUGGUCAAGGCAUACCAGCACUGUGUAAGCAGUGCCCGCAAGGGCUGAGGAGCAGCAUCUUUCCUGGAGCCUUGAAGAAGGGAUGGAUCAUGGGACCACAGACCAUGCCCCCAUGCCCUGCAGUCUCUAACUGAGCACCCAUAUAUACGCCUCUGAGUAUGGGGCUGCCAUGCUCAAGAAACAGUAUGUGCUACUGAUUGAAAAAAAAUAAAGCAGAUGUCUUUGUUUGCAGUCAUUCACUCA